Molecule: messenger RNA, 1590 nt
Organism: Solanum lycopersicum (tomato)
Lineage: Eukaryota; Viridiplantae; Streptophyta; Magnoliopsida; Solanales; Solanaceae
Product: omega-amidase, chloroplastic-like
Biological process (GO): oxaloacetate metabolic process; L-glutamine metabolic process
Cellular component (GO): mitochondrion
Molecular function (GO): omega-amidase activity
Source: RefSeq, a predicted model, not a curated record
GACUGAUUUAGCCAAGGCAAAGGAUAAUUUUAUUCUUAACAUUUUCUCUGUUAUUACAACACCAAUAAUUAUGCUUCAAGUCCAAGUUAAUCAAGGUUAGUAAUAUAAAAUUAUCUGUAUGGGGGCAGAAACUGGUUGAACAUGUGACAACAUGAAGAGUUAAAUAAGAUUUUAUUAUUAUUAUUAGUAGUACUAGUAUUAUGAUCAUAGUUUUCAGUUGUCAAGUCCAUAACACUACUAAUUAUGGAAUUAUAAUAACUGAAAUGAAAUAAGAGUUGGAUAUUUUCUAAUUGCCAGACGUGCCCUUUACUUUUACCAUCACCUUCCCAUAUUGUUGACUCUCAUUUCCCACUAAAUCUGCACUUCCAUGGCAACAGUUGCUGUUCAGUCCUUUGUCUCUGCUCCACUGCAAAUUCCCAAUGUAACACAGUUCAAGAUUGGAAUUUGUCAGCUGAUAGUUACCACAGAGAAGAGUGCAAACAUCUUCAAUGCUCGUAGUCUGAUUCAAACUGCUGCAGAACAAGGUGCAACUCUUAUACUUUUGCCUGAAAUGUGGAAUUGCCCUUAUUCAACUGACUUGUUCGCAAAGUUUGCUGAGGAGUUCAGCGAUAUAGACAGUGCCCCAUCAUUGCUUAUGUUAUCUGAAGUGGCUUCUUCCUUAGGAGUCACCAUUAUAGGUGGAUCGAUUCCGGAAAAGGAUGCUGGUCAGCUGUACAAUAGCUGCCCUGUGUUUGGGCCUAAUGGAGAGUUGAAGGCUAAGCACAGAAAAAUACAUUUGUUUGACAUGGGUAAGCCACUUCCGGGAGAGGUCCAAUUUAAGGAAUCAGUUAACAUUUCAGCAGGAGAGAAGCCUACAGUUGUUGAUACAGAUUUUGGACGCAUUGGAAUAGGAAUUUGUCAUGAUAUACGAUUUCCUGAGCUGGCAAUGUCAUACAGUGCCCGAGGUGCUCAUUUAAUAUGUUACCCUGGAGCAUUCAACAUGAGUACUGGGGCAACCCUGUGGGAACUGGAGCAAAGAACAAGGGCAGUAGAUAACCAGCUUUAUGUGGCAUCUUGCUCCCUGUCUCGAGAUUCAGCCAGUAGCUACAUGAUAUGGGGUCACUCCACUGUGGUUGGACCGAUGGGUAAAAUUAUUGCAACCACUGGGCAUGAGGAAGCAGCUCUAAUUGCUGAAAUUGAUUAUGCUGCGAUUCAAUGGACAAGCUCGUGCAGGGAAAGCCUCCCUUUGGAGAGCCAGAAGCGCAACGACAUCUAUCAAUUCGUAGACUUGCUCAGAGAAAGUCUCAACUCCUAAGAGGCUUUAAGAGCAGGACAUCUUGAUCAGCUAGCAUAUCAUAGUUCUGAAAUAGGUAUUUGUGGGAGUUCUUACCAAGAAAGUUGUUUUGCUUAUUUUGUUGGCAAUCAUGGUUGUAUCUUCUUUUUAUGGUCAUUCCAAAAGACAUUAGUUAACAAAUCUGGUAAAGUUUGGCAUCUCUUCAAGACACUUAUCAUUUGGAAGAGACUUGUUUCCACAGUUUGAACCCUCGAUCAAUCAUAUUGUUAUUCCUAAUCAUUGUAAAAUCCAAUGCUUACUCAGUAAUCGUUCAAGAA